AUGUGGGGCAAACACAGAAUAACAUUCAUUGCGGUUGGUGUUUUCUUUCAUCUUUUCUAUCUAUGGUCCAUAUUUGACAUCUACUUUGUUUCGCCAUUAGUGCAUGGCAUGAAUCAAUAUAGAAGCACUGAAAAGCCUCCUGCAAAAAGGCUUUUCCUCAUUGUGGGCGAUGGACUUCGUGCUGAUACGACUUUCGAUAUGAUCACACAUCCGACGACAGGUAAAACUGAGUAUCUGGCUCCAUAUAUAAGAUCAUUGGUUUUGAAUAAUGGAACCUACGGUAUCUCACAUACACGAAUGCCCACCGAGUCUCGUCCAGGACACGUUGCUAUGAUUGCUGGUUUUUACGAAGAUGUCAGUGCUGUUACCAAGGGCUGGAAGGAAAAUCCUGUGGAUUUUGACAGUUUCUUUAAUCAAUCAACACACACAUAUUCCUUCGGCUCACCAGAUAUCCUGCCGAUGUUCAAGGAGGGCGCUUCGGAUCCUAACAGAGUGGAUACUUGGACUUAUGGUCAUGAGUUUGAAGAUUUCACGCAAUCAUCUAUCGAGCUGGACGCGUAUGUUUUCAGGCAUCUAGACCAGCUCUUUCGGAACUCAACCAGAAAUUUGACCUUGGAUGCUGAGAUUAGACAAGAAGGGAAUGUUUUCUUUCUUCACUUGCUGGGUUGCGACACCGCUGGUCAUUCCUACCGACCUUACUCCGCAGAAUACUACGAUAAUGUGAAAUACAUCGAUGACCAGGUAGCUCUAUUGAGUGAUAAAGUUAGAAAUUUCUUUGGAGACGACGACACAGCGUUUAUCUUUACGGCCGACCACGGUAUGAGUGCGUUCGGCUCACAUGGAGAUGGCCAUCCAAACAAUACUAGAACACCUCUGGUCGCAUGGGGUGCAGGCUUGAAUAAGCCGGUACUGAACGAAGUUCCUGUUUUUGAUAACUACACUUUUACCUGGGGCCUUGAGAAUGUUCAGCGCCACGACGUCAAGCAGGCAGAUAUCGCUUCGCUGAUGUCUUACCUGAUCGGCGUGAAUUAUCCAGCAAAUUCUGUCGGCGAACUGCCGCUAGCCUAUAUUUCUGGCCAGGAGGUUGACAAAUUACAUGCCCUCUACAACAACGCCCGCAGUAUUCUCGAGCAGUAUAUUGUCAAGGAAAAGGAAGUUAUCGAAUCACAAUUUACCUACAAAGAAUAUCAUAAAUUUGCUCGUCGGCCGUAUCAAAAAUAUCUAUCCCAAAUUGAAUUAUUGAUUGAAAAAAUAGCGAGUGGUGAGGCUGAAUUGACAGCAGAAGCGAUCACCAUCACUGAAGACCUCAUAAAAACGACCUUGGAGGGACUGCAUUACUUGACCACUUACAACUGGAGGUUUAUUAGAACAAUUGUCACGUUCGGAUUUGCUGGCUGGAUCACGUAUGCCUUCGUCAUCUUUCUGAAGUUUUAUAUAUUGGAAAAUGCGUCGAAUUAUCAAACAUCUUCAUGCAACCUCUUUGUUUUCGGUACAUUAGGUUGUUGUCUGAAUUGGGUACUCUACUACCAAAGGUCGCCUUUCAACUUUUAUAUGUACCUACUGUUCCCGCUAUACUUAUGGAGUCAAAUUUUCACCAAUCUCAGCAUUUUACGUGAUGGCACACAGGAGUUCUUGAAAGGCAUUUCCUUCACGCGAAGAAUCGUUGUAGCCGCAGCUAUAUUUGCUGUUUAUGAAGGUAUUGUUUAUGGAUUUUUCCACAGAUGGAUUUUCACAGUGAUCCUUAACGUGUUGGCAUUUUAUCCUAUCUUCUGCGGUAUCUCCGCAAGUUACACGCUAAUGGGAUGGAUAAUCACGAGCAUUCUCUUGUCCACUUUCACACUGUACGAUGCUGUCAAGACCGAGAGUCUCACCCAGAUCAACUCUGCUGGCCUGUUAAUGGUCUUGACUUCGGCUUAUGGGCUGAAGAAAGUCUCCAAAGAUAUCGGCCGUUACACCUCAGCUGUAUUGUGGGCUCAGGUUACUCUAAUACCCACAAUGCUUUUGGUAACCCAAAAAUCUGUCACUUCGCUGCAGAACAGACAAGGCUUACCGCACGACUCCCAGUUGGCAGGAUGGCUGAUCAUGGGAAUGUCACUUGUGGUUUUCCCUUCACUACAUUACUUAAGACCGAACAGCAAUUACAAGGUCAGACUUCUAGCGAUCUAUCUGACUUUUGCACCCGCCUUCAUCAUCCUCACCAUCUCCUUUGAGGCCCUUUUCUACGUUAUCUUCACUUGCUACAUUGUUCAAUGGAUUGAGAUCGAAUCUCAAAUCAAACAACUCAAAUCGCAUGAUAACUACCAACAGCUGUUGAGAGUGGCAUUAGUCGGCUUCUUUCUGUUGCAGGUCGCCUUCUUCGGCACAGGAAAUGUUGCUUCUAUCUCAUCGUUCUCACUAGACUCAGUUUAUCGUCUCCUCCCCAUUUUUGAUCCUUUUUCCAUGGGUGCUCUGCUGAUGCUGAAACUAAUUGUCCCCUACGUACUGCUAUCAAUCGGCCUAGGCGUUUUGAAUUUGAAAUUGGACAUCAAGGACUACACUAUUUCUGCAUUGAUCAUUUCAUCAAGCGAUAUACUGUCACUGAACUUCUUUUAUCUCCUCAAGACCGAAGGCUCUUGGCUAGAUAUAGGCAUCACCAUAUCCAAUUACUGUCUCGCCAUUUUAUCAUCUCUUUUCAUGUUGAUACUAGAGGUCAUUGGGCAUAUACUGCUAAAGAACGUCACAAUUACACGACCAGUCAGUACCACCAAAAAGCAAAGCUAG
Torulaspora globosa is the source of this 2760-nucleotide messenger RNA. RefSeq names its product mannose-ethanolamine phosphotransferase MCD4 (gene MCD4). Gene Ontology annotation, molecular function: mannose-ethanolamine phosphotransferase activity. Gene Ontology annotation, biological process: GPI anchor biosynthetic process. Gene Ontology annotation, cellular component: endoplasmic reticulum membrane. The record is from RefSeq and is a predicted model, not a curated record. Lineage: Eukaryota; Fungi; Ascomycota; Saccharomycetes; Saccharomycetales; Saccharomycetaceae. The transcript has a single exon. Bases 1 to 2760 code for a protein of 919 amino acids.